Tripterygium wilfordii is the source of this 2661-nucleotide messenger RNA. RefSeq names its product protein MICRORCHIDIA 6-like. Gene Ontology annotation, cellular component: nucleus. Gene Ontology annotation, molecular function: ATP hydrolysis activity. Lineage: Eukaryota; Viridiplantae; Streptophyta; Magnoliopsida; Celastrales; Celastraceae. The transcript is spliced from 20 exons. The coding region runs from base 206 to 2209 and encodes 667 amino acids. The record is from RefSeq and is a predicted model, not a curated record.
GAAAAAACCCUAACUUUUGAACUUCCUUUCCAGAUCUCUAAUGCUACCUUGCUGCCGCACCAGGUCAGUAGCGCUGCUCUUCCUACAUCUCGUGGUAUGUUACUCUCACGCACAACUGCAACCCGGUUGAGAUCUUAAGCGGCUGCAGGCGGUACCCAUUGCCCAUUGGAUUAAGGCAUCCGGAGCCUGUCCAUUCUUAUAAGUGAUGACGACUUUUGAAAACAUGGAAGCUGUUAAAUUGGAGUCAGAUUUUAUUGGAAACAUGAUGCAACAAAGUGACUGUUGGAAACCUGGACUAAAUGAACACCAGAAGUUCAAGAACCAAUCUAGAAGACAAGAAUCUGAAGAAAAUAGAAGCUCAAAUGUCUUGAGUACUGGUCAAAGUAGCUCUAGUGUAUUGGAGCAGGGCCAAUCUCCUGUGGAUGAUACAGGUGUUUGUUCCACAUCAUCUAUAUGUCCGGCACCACUUUGUCGACAAUUCUGGAAAGCUGGGAACUACGACGAUGGGCUUGUUUCCAAGAUCACACUUCAAAAUGGGAAAAAUAGUGUUCACGUCCACCCCAUGUUCCUUCACUCAAAUGCCACUUCACAUAAGUGGGCCUUUGGUGCAAUAGCUGAACUACUCGAUAAUGCAGUUGAUGAGAUCCAAAAUGGGGCCACUUUUGUCCUUGUAGAUAAAACCUCCAAUCCAAGGGAUGGAAGCCCCAUGCUGUUAAUUCAAGAUGAUGGCAGUGGAAUGGACCCUGAAGCAAUACGACGUUGUAUGAGUUUUGGAUUUUCAGAUAAGAAAUCCAAAUCUGCAAUCGGACAAUAUGGUAACGGCUUCAAGACCAGUUCCAUGAGACUUGGGGCAGAUGUCAUUGUGUUCAGCCGCCGCUUGGACAAUAGGACAUUGACUCAAAGCAUCGGUCUCCUCUCUUACACUUUUUUGACUCGAGCAGGACAUGACCGAAUAGUAGUGCCAAUGGUGGAUUACGAGUUUAAUGAGGCUAGUGGCAUGUUGGAAAUGUCAACCCGGUUUGGUAAAGAGCAUUUUAUGUCUAAUCUUUCUAUGCUGUUGCAGUGGUCUCCUUAUUCAACAGAAUUGGAGCUUCUGAAGCAGUUUGAUGACAUUGGACCUCAUGGCACAAAAGUUAUCAUCUACAAUUUAUGGUUUGGUGAUGAGGGGAACAUGGAGCUAGACUUUGAUACUGAUCUUGAGGAUAUUCGUCUUGGUGGUAUUAUAAAAAAGGUUGAGACAACCCCUUGGAGUAAAGUAAAUCAAGGGCACAUUGCUAACCGGUAUCAUUAUUCUCUCCGUGUAUACUUAUCCAUCUUGUAUCUGCACAUACCCGAAAGUUUCAGCAUAAUAUUACGAGGGCAAGUCGUUGAGCAUCAUAGCAUUGCCAAAGAUCUCAAAUAUCCAGAAUGCAUCUUGUAUAAACCUCAAAGUGGUGGCUGUUUAGAGGGUCAAGUGAUAACUACAAUUGGUUUUCUAAAAGAAGCUCCACAUCUCAACAUACAUGGUUUCAAUGUAUAUCACAAAAAUCGUCUAAUACUGCCAUUUUGGAAGGUUCUAAGCUCCUCAAAUAGCCGAGGAAGAGGAGUGGUUGGUGUUUUGGAGGCAAAUUUUGUCGAGCCCACUCACAACAAGCAAGAUUUUGAGAAAACUUGUCUUUUUCAGAAGCUUGAAGGACGACUGAAGGAAAUGACGUUAGAAUACUGGGAUUGUCAUUGUGUUCUAAUUGGGUACCAAGUCCAAAAAAGACCUCGAGCUCCUGUGGCUAGGCAAGAUUCAUUGCGGUGUAUGCCACAUAGUGGGAAAGUGAAGCCUGUAACAUUGAAUCAAGUUUUUCCUGCUGCUGAUGGUACGAAAGCAGGUCCUCUAGGUUUAAAUUUAAAGAGAAAGGGGCAUGAUGAUUUAGUGCAACUUGAGAUGGUGGACAGACAGGCUGUAAAAAGGCCCAAUGGUGCUGACUGCCAUUAUGAAACACAGCUUGUUCAUAAUACUGCAAAUCAGUUGGAAGAUCCAAAGGCUGUAAACUUGAUGCAGGAAAACAGGAAACUUCAUGCCAAAUGCCUGGAAUAUGAGAAGAAGAAUGAAGAACUUAAUCUCAAGCUAACCCAACUUAGAAGUGAGCUCGGAGCUGUUCACUACGAGUCUGAGAAGCUGUUGGCUGAAUUGAAGUCGUUAGACGCAAUCAAAGCAGAAAAAGUUGUGAAUGUGUAAAUGUCAUUAGUGGCUUUCCUUGAAAAUUUCUUUUGUAGAGAAGUAUGCCUGUAAAGUGUACAUACAGCUAGUGUAUCAGAGCUCUAGGUGCUGGAGGAGUACAGGGGUGGAGCGUUCUGGGCCGUCGGAAGAAGAUUAGAUGAUGCAAAUAUUCAAAUCCUCCCUGAGUUUUUCCUGCCUCAGAUUUUGUUUUCAUUUUGUCCCCGAAAGCAAAAUCAUUGACCAUCAUGGGCAGGUUCAGGAGUUGGCAGUCCUAAGCUCUAAUAUGCUUCAUUUGUUAGAUCAACCAUUGAUGAAAUGAAGAGUGGAAUGGAGAUGGUAGUGUCUCUGAAGGUUCAUUUGUUUUAACCAUGAUAGCAUGCAUCUGGGCCUGUCAUCAACAUUUGUUAAAACAAAAAAAAUUGCACAUUGGAUUGGAAGUCAUGCUCUUCAAAUCUCAACAGCCCAACAAA